Messenger RNA from Sebastes umbrosus (honeycomb rockfish), 771 nucleotides. RefSeq names its product fibroblast growth factor 19 (gene fgf19). The record is from RefSeq and is a predicted model, not a curated record. NCBI's taxonomy places the organism in Eukaryota, Metazoa, Chordata, Actinopteri, Perciformes, Sebastidae. Gene Ontology annotation, molecular function: growth factor activity; fibroblast growth factor receptor binding. The transcript is spliced from 3 exons. The coding region runs from base 110 to 745 and encodes 211 amino acids. Gene Ontology annotation, biological process: fibroblast growth factor receptor signaling pathway; positive regulation of cell population proliferation; positive regulation of gene expression. Gene Ontology annotation, cellular component: cytoplasm.
UGCUGAUAAGGACCACGUUUAAAAGCCUGUGUUAAGAUGAGGCAGCUGACUUCACACUGCCAACUGGAGGGAGCAGCAACAGAGCGCUUACAGAAGGAUUUGAGGAAUCAUGCUACUGAUCCUGGUCACCGUAUCCGUUGCCAAUUUGUUUUCUGCCGUUGUUUGCGUGCCCCUAUCGGACCAGGGAGCCCACAUCGCCCACAGGUGGGGAGAGGUGGUCCGGCUCAGGCACCUGUACGCCGCCAGGCCAGGACUGCACCUGCUGAUCAGUGGGGAUGGACAGAUCCACGGCUCUGCACACCAAACUCCAUACAGCCUGCUGGAGAUCCGUCCAGUGGAUCUAGGAUGUGUUGUCAUCAGAGGAGCAGCAACCGCACGGUUUCUCUGCAUAGAAGGCGAUGGAAGGCUGUACUCAACGCACACCUACAGCAGAGACGACUGCACCUUCAGAGAGCAGAUCUUGCCGGACGGCUACAACAUCUACGUCUCCGACAGACACGGAGCUCUGCUCAGUCUGGGAAACCAGCGGCAGAGGAUGCAGGGUCGAGACCGAGGCGUGCCGGCUCUGGCCCAGUUCCUCCCCAGAAUCAGCACCCUGGAUCAGGCCUCGUUCCCCGGACUGGAUGUCCCCGACCAGCCGUACACACAGAGCGCGGCGCAAACACCAGAAGAACCCGUGGACGCGAUGGACUCGUUCGGAAAGCUCUCUCAGAUCAUUCACAGUCCCAGCUUCCACAAGAGAUGAGACGGUAGCUGUGAGACACCAAGUAC